GAGGCCAAAGGCAAUACUUCCCCCUGCUGUCCUGGAGGAUAGUGUCUCUCUCUCCCCCUCAUCUGACAUCUGUCUUUCUCUUUUUCUCAACAGACUUGAUGGUUCCUUCUAUGAGAUCAUGUGGGUGGACUUUGAGAUUGACAAUUUCAUCAACCUGCGGUCAUCGCAGUCCAUCCGCUGGCAGAUAGAGUAUCCCUCUACCGGAGCAUCUGCUGAAGUCAUCUCCACCAUCUAUAUUAGCCAGAGAGACCUACAGGGUAUCGUACCCAUUGCUGAGGACACAGAGAUCCUGAACACAGCGAUUCUGACUGGACGGCGCGUUGCCAUCCCGGUCAAGGUUGUUACCGUGGAACAGGAUGGAACGGUGAGAGAGGUUGAUGACCCUGUUACCUGCAUCUCCACGGAUGAGGACGUUCUCAAGGUGUCACUUGGUUGUGAUGAGGUGUUGGUAAACGGGAAAGAGAAGAAUGGGCAUAUCUCUCUUCAAGUGAACUUUACCUACCUCUAUUUGACCAGCCAAUUAGAGCUCACCGUCUGGGUGCCACGGUUACCGCUCCAGAUUGACGUCUCUGAUGCCGAACUCAGCCAAGUCAAAGGAUGGAGGGUCCCCAUCAUCACCAACAAGAGGCCGACAAGGGACAGCGAAGAUGAUGAGGAGGAUGAGAGGAAGGGCAGAGGCUGUGCCCUGCAGUAUCAGCACGCUCUGGUGCGUGUUCUCACACACUUUGUAGCCGAGCCAGCUGGCCCUGGUGGGGAGCUUGUGCACAUGCUAGGUUCUGAUUGGUCAGCCGACAUCACAGAGAUGGUCCUGGACUUCCUGAAAGUGGAAGAUACAAGCUUUGCGCGACUAAUUGAUGGAAGGGUGCUGGUGGGAAGAGACCCGGGCAUCACCAAUAUACAGGUGAUAUCCCCUCUUUCUGACUCCAUUCUGGCUGAGAAGGCCAUCACAGUGGUGGAUGAUAAAGUGACCAUCACUGAUCUGGGAGUUCAGCUGGUGGGCUCUUUGAGUCUCUCACUGCAGCCCAGUUCCACCAACAACAGAGCCUUCUACAUCACAACCACUGCUCAGGACCUGUUGCACACACCCAAACAGGAAGCCAUUAUCAGUGCAUGGAUUCAGUACAGUGAUGGCUCUGUGACCCCUCUUGAUAUCUAUGACCAUAAAGAUUUUACUCUAACCAUCACCUCACUGGAUGAGAAUGUGGUCUCCACCUAUCAGGAACAUUCCCAACGCUGGCCUGUUAUAGUGGCGGAAGGCGAGGGCCAGGGAGCACUACUGCGCGUGGAGAUGAUGAUCUCAGAAACCUGCCAGAAAUCCAAGAGGAGGAGCAUUUUGGCAAUGGGGAUAGGAAAUGUACAAGUGAAGUUCGGACAGAACGACCUGGAGCAGAGGAGUGUAACUCAUGAUGAGAACAGUCUGGACAACAGCACAAAUGAACAGAGACAUAAGGUUCUAGAGCCGGAUAAAUCAAGUGGAGGAGAUAGCUGGAAAUACACAAACACCGCGGUAGAACGUGAGGAGUCAGUCAUAAAAAAAGUCAGCACAACUGCAAAGACUCCGCUAACUAGUCGUUCAGGGGGAAACAAACAGGGUGGGGGACAAAAGAACAACCCUGUGGACUAUACCAUUUUCCCAGUGCAGGUGGACCUACCUGGCGGGGCAGAGAGCGACUUGACUCAGGCUCCAAGAAGUCUGUCAGACCUGGAAAUAGGCAUGUAUGCCCUACUUGGAGUCUUUUGCCUUGCUAUCCUCGUCUUCCUCAUCAACUGUGUCAGUUUUGCCUUCCGUUACCGCCACAAACAGCUUCCUGUUCUGGAGCAGGGCAACAUGAACCAUGCCCAUGACUGGGUGUGGCUCGGUAAUGAAGCGGACCUGAUGGAUCAUCACGGUGACCACGGGCCACUGGCACACAACAAUGAGUGCACGACUGCGAUAGAUCGCAAUGAGGGGUGCGAGGAGAGCAAAUACCUCCUCAACGGGAGCGCCGUUCAGAAAAGCGGGUCAUCACACGGACGUGGCAUCCCCCAGGUACACUCCGAUCCACGGUCCUGUUUGGGAAAUGACCCAAGUGGAAAAGUCGAACGCCUUAACAACUCUCCCAGCGCUGCCAAGCGCAAAAGGGUCAAGUUUACUUCCUUCGCCACUGUACUGCCAGACGAAGGUGGGCCCUACACCAACUCCAUCCUUAUCGGAAAUGAAGACAACAUCAAGUGGGUCUGUCAAGAUAUGGACCUGGGACAGUCAGCUGAGCUCAGAAGCUACAUGGAGAGACUGCAAGACAAUCUGUAGGAGCUGAGAAGAGAACGAAAGAAAGGGAAAGCGAGAGGGAGGACACACAAAAACUCACCAGAAAUGCCUUUGCACUGUUGGGGGAAUGCAGGGAGAGAGGGAGGGAGGGAUUGUUAAAAAAAUCGAAAGUGGAUGCAAGUAGGGAGUAGGAAGGAAUAAAAUCUUUUGGGAGUUUUGAGUUAAGUAGGAAAUUCACAAAAAGGGGAAACGGGUGAAGAGAGACCGGCACGUUCGUACUGGCUCCGCCGAGCGGUCCAGGUGGCGUAGAGUGAGCAGCUGCCAAUUGGCUAGCACAGGGACAGAAUGCCAGUUACCAACACCCCGAAUAAACAAGCCCAAACAAAACCAGUGAGAGAAAGAAAGAAAGGAAACAAACUUGACAGCUGUACAGAAAAUCACAGUCCAUGGAUGUCAAUAAACAGAAGUUAUCACUAAUGUAUUUUCGUUUUUUGUUUUAUUUCGAUUCAAAUCAAACAAGUCAGAAUUAUGGACGGAGACAAAAGAUCUUAUUUUUUUAGAUAAUCCCAGGCUUUUUCCAGAUUAGUAUGUAACUAGACCAAAACAGGCCCUCAAAGCACCCGGCCUGCCCCAGAUCCAGGUGUGUUUGUUUUUUACCCCUCAUUUUGUACUCUGUCCCUCCUGUGUGAAUUCCAAGAGAGCUGGGGUGCAAGGACGUGUGGGAUUCCCCCUGGCUGGAAUCUGUACCAGCUGUAUCUGCACACACACACUGUUUAAGGAGUCGAAAAACACCAAAAACACAACAGUCCUCCCUCUCUAUCUCUCCUCUGGGAGAAAAACAGAAGACAUCAAUGAUGAAAAGCAAGAUGAGAAUAAAAAGACUCCUCAUGCACUGUUCAUUUGAUCAAGUGAAUGUGGAAAAAAAGGACUGAGGAUUUCUUUUGAGUCCCUUCUGGAGGUUGUUCAUUUGCACAAUAAGAAUAAUACAGAAAGUGCAUAUAGUGGCCCUCAGCUGAUCUGAGACUGGCCAAUCUGACUGUCCAUACAGCAACUGAUCCAGACAUACAACCUGACAGUUUGAAGAUGUGACGAUAAACACGGGACGGACCGUGUAGAAAUACAAGGCCACAAAAAGGAGUUGUGUUUGUUAUAAAACCAUAUGAUUGUUGUGAUAGAAAAAUAUACAAGAGUAGAGUGGUCUGUUACUCUCCAGUACAGUAAAUGUAUGAAUGUUUAUCUUUUUAUUGAGGCGAAAUGUACAUCGUUUACCCCCUUUUUACAUGGCUGGAGCACCUGCACAUGGUUUUUACAUGUCCUAUAGGUUGUAAAGCAACUUUAUAUUUCUGCCUCACUGACCCCAGCGUUUACCCAGGUCCUUGAAUCAUUGUUGUUUAUAUUACUGAAGAGUUGUAGGGAAGGACAGAUGUGGACACCUUCUCUUUGAAAGCUCAGGUGCAAAUAUGCUCACAGAUGAACAGUGGUAGAAUUGAAAUGUAGAUUGUAAGAAUGCAAUAUUUAUUUGUAAGUGUAAUAUGAGAUAGGAUGUAAAUAAAAUGAUUAAAAUUUUCUUGUGGACACUGCAAGAAGGCUGUUGCCUACAUUUUCAAAAUCAACACAGAAGAGUCAUGAGGCCAUUUUGAUUGUUUCAUAUUCUAUGUUCAAGUCUGAUUUCCCUCUGGAGGAAUAAAAAUGAAAGGCUUUAAUAUGUUAAGACAUCAUGUCAUGGGUUCUGUCAGGACAUCAGAUUCCCCAUUUAGACAGAGUUCAGUCUUUUCCUUUGAUAUAUAUUAUUUCUGUUUGUUUCAAAGGUGU
Sinocyclocheilus grahami is the source of this 4060-nucleotide messenger RNA. RefSeq names its product transmembrane protein 132C-like. NCBI's taxonomy places the organism in Eukaryota, Metazoa, Chordata, Actinopteri, Cypriniformes, Cyprinidae. The annotation marks the transcript as partial. The transcript is spliced from 7 exons. The record is from RefSeq and is a predicted model, not a curated record.